UUUAAAAAAAGAGAACCGGCAAACAAACGGGCGCCUCUGUCUCUCUCUCUGUGUCACAGAACAGAAAGAAAGAUUUUUUCAUUAAUCAGCCAUGGCGAAGGGUUGUACUACUACUGCUAACUCUUACGAAGAAGCAAGGAAGAAACAAAUCGAAGAUAACGAGAAACGACUUCAGGAACUGGGUAUUGCAAAGGUGACUAAAUGUCUAUCAGAGGUCAUUAACAUGGAAAAGCAGUCUACGGCAAAAAAACAAGCAAAACCUAGAGUCAGGAAGACUCCUGCAAGCCCUGUUGAAGUGAGACGCUCUUCACGUGAACGGAACACGGUUUCGUACAAGGAAGAGUUCGUUGAUGACCAUUUGCGGGGAAAUAGGUUUAGAUCAAGCUCAUCGUUGAAUACAAGCUACUUAGCGAGGCCACUCGAAGAAAUAAAAGUUCCUACCUAUGAGCAACGAUCUGAUACAAUGGAGCGUGCUGGGAUCUUUCGAAAUGAGCUAAAGCGGAAGUCUGAAUACCCAUCUUGUGUCAAAUCGAUGGUUCGAUCUCAUGUAUACAGCUGCUUUUGGCUGGGUCUUCCAAAAGAAUUCUGCGACAGCCACCUUUCCAUGGAUUGCGAAAAAUGGGAGAUGGUGUUAGUGGAUGAGAAAGGCAUAGAGUAUGACACAAUCUACAUUCCGAAAAGAACAGGUCUUAGCGGUGGGUGGAAAGCUUUUGCCCUUGAUCAUAAAUUGGAUGACGGGGAUGCAGUGGUAUUGGAGCUUACUGAGCCAGCGAGAUUCAAGGUCUACAUAUUUAGAGUGUCUGAUAAGUGGGGUGAUAACUGGGGUGACGUUAAUGCUGCAGAAGUAAAGAAACCAAGUUUCGAGGAUUCUACUAAUGAGAAUACAAGUGAAGAAAAGAUUGUAGAGAGCAAAGCUGAAGGAAGAAGAACCCGUAAUGCAAAGAGAGUUAAGAAGUCUGAUGCAGAUGACAGUGUGAGCGAGGAAGAGGAUACUGUAAGGAGAACCCAUAAUUCAAAGAGACUUAAAAAGACUGAUACAGACAGCGGGGAUUUUGCUGGCAGUAUGCUUGAGGAAAAGGCUGUUGUAGAAACCAGAGCUAGAGGAAGAACCCGAAAUCCUAAGGUAGUUAAGAAAUCUGAUACAAAUGAUGCAGAUGUUGAUGAGAACAGUAGUGAAGAAAAGGAAGAAAAGGAUGUAGUAGGUGAUCCAAAAGCUACAGGAAGAAGAACCCGCAAGUCACAGAGAGUUAUGAAGUCUGCAACAGCUGAUUAGUGCAAGUGAAGGGGAUGAGAGCUUUUGCAUAACUUGCUCUAGUUAAAGAAAAAAAAUCAACUGCACAGGUUUUAGCACAGUAACAUCGCCAUCUUAAUGUGUAUAUGAAAUAUUGUUAUUUAGUAGUAGCUCUAGGAUAGAUGGUCAGGUCAAGCUACUGCUUUUUUUUUUUUUUUUUUUGAAGAAGUAGAAGUUAGAAUUUCCAAUGCUUUUAAUGAUAUUAUAUCAGUGGUUUCGAAAGCAAUAGCCUAAGUUUAUUUUAUGAUAACCUUAUUACGUCUUAUU
Papaver somniferum (opium poppy) is the source of this 1558-nucleotide messenger RNA. Its product is annotated as B3 domain-containing protein Os05g0481400-like. Lineage: Eukaryota; Viridiplantae; Streptophyta; Magnoliopsida; Ranunculales; Papaveraceae. The transcript is spliced from 7 exons. Gene Ontology annotation, molecular function: DNA binding. The record is from RefSeq and is a predicted model, not a curated record. Bases 92 to 1273 code for a protein of 393 amino acids.